AUGAAGCUUUCAGUGAUGACUGUGUUGCUACUUGUUGCAAUUAUGGGAAGUACUACAACUGCUUCUAGUACAGCAUCUUUGAGUACAGGUGCUACAACUGCCUCUACUACAACACUUACGAGUACGAGCUCUACAACAACCAUUUCUACUACAGAACCUAAGGCUACAAGCACUACAACAACCACCUCUACUACAGAACCUAAGGAUACAAGCACUACAACAACCACCUCUACAGUACCUAAGGAUACAAGCACUACAACAACCACCUCUACUACAGAACCUAAGGAUACAAGCACUACAACAACCACCUCUACAGUACCUAAGGAUACAAGCACUACAACAACCACCUCUACUACAGAACCUAAGGAUACAAGCACUACAACAACCACCUCUACAGUACCUAAGGAUACAAGCACUACAACAACCACCUUUACUACAGUACCUAAGGAUACAAGCACUACAACGACUGCCUCUACUACAGAAACUAAGGAUAGAAGCACUACAACAACUGCCUCUACUACAGAAACUAAGGAUAGAAGCACUACAACGACUGCCUCUACUACAGAACCUAAGGAUACAAGCACCAUAUCAACUGCCUCUACUACAGAACCUACGAAUACAAGCACUACAACCACAACCUCUACUACAGUACCUAUUACUACAAGUGCUAAAACAACUGUCAUUACUACAGCAUCUACAAGUACAAGUACUAUAUCCACUGCCUCUACUACAGCAUCUACGGGUACAAGCAUUACAAUGGCUGCCUCUACUACAACACCUAUGAGUACAAGUGCUACAAACACUCCCUUAAGUACAGCACCUUUGAGUACAAACGCAACCACCUCUACUACAACCCAUUCGAGUACAAGUGCUACAACAACCACCUCUAGUACAGUACCUACAAGUAAAAGCGCUACAAUUGCCUCUACUACAGCAAGUACAAGCACUAGAUCAACUGCCUCUACUACAGCACCUACAGGUACAAGCACUACAAUGACUGCCUCUACUACAGAACCUACGAAUACAAGCACUACAACCACAACCUCUACUACAGUACCUACGACUACAAGUGCUAAAACAACUGUCAUUACUACAGCAUCUACAAGUACAAGUACUAUAUCCACUGCCUCUACUACAGCACCUACGGGUACAAGCACUACAAUGGCUGCCUCUACUACAACACCUAUGAGUACAAACGCUACAAACACUCCCUUAAGUACAGCACCUUUGAGUACAAACGCAACCACCUCUACUACAACCCAUUCGAGUACAAGUGCUACAACAACCGCCUCUAGUACAGUACCUACAAGUAAAAGCGCUACAAUUGCCUCUACUACAGCAAGAACAAGCACUAGAUCAACUGCCUCUACUACAGCACCUACAGGUACAAGCGCUGCAACUUCCUCUACUACAGAACCUAUUAGUACAAGCACUCCAACAACCUCCUCUUCUACAGCAUCCAUGAGUGCAAGUGCUAAAACAACUGCCUCUAUAACAGCACCUACAAGUACAAACACUAUAACACCUUCCUCUACUACAGAACCUUUGAGUACCAGCACUACAACAACCACCUCUACUACAGCAUCCAUGAGUACAAGUACUAUAUCAACUGCCUCUACUACAGCAUCUACGGAUACAAGCACUACAACAACCUCCACUACUACAGCACCUACAGGUACAAACACUCUAUCAACUGCCUCAACUACAGCACCUACAGGUACAAGCACUACAAACACUGCCUCUAGUACAUCACCUUUGAGUACAAGCACUACCACAACCGCCUCUACUACAACACAUUCAAGUACAAGCGCAACAGCAACUACCUCUAGUACAGCACCUACAAGUAAAAGCACUAAAACUGCCUCUCCUACAUCAAGUACAAGCACAAUAUCAACUGCCUCUACUACAGCACCUACAGGUAUAAAUACUACAAUGACUGCCUCUACUAAAACAACUGCCUCUACUACAGCACCUAUGUGUACAAGCACUACAACAACCACCUCUCCUACAGAAUCCAUGAGUACAAGUGUGAAAACAUCUGCCUCUACUACAGCACCUACUGGUACAAGCACUACAAUAACCAGCUCUAGGACAGCAUCCAUGAGUACAAGUGCUAAAACAACUGCCUCUACUACAGCACCGACAAGUACAAGCACUAAAACGCCUGCCUCUACUACAGCACCUAUGAGUACAAACACUACAACAACCACCUCCUCUGCAGCAUCCAUGAGUACAAGUGUUAAAACAACUGCCUCUACUACAGCAUCUACAAGUACCAGCACUAUAUCAACUGCCUCUACUACAGCACGUACAGGUACAAGCACAACCAUAACCACCUCUACUACAGCAUCUAUGAGUACAAGUGCUAAAACAACUGCCUCCAUUACAGCAUCUACAAGUAACAGAAUUAUAUCAACUGCCUCUACUACAGCACCUACAGGUACAAGCACUACGAUGACUGUCUCUACUACAGAACCUACAAGUACAAGCACUACAACAACCACCUCUUCUGAAGCAUCCAUGAGUACAAGUGCUAAAACAACUGCCUCUACUACUGUACCUACAAGUACCAGCGCUAUAUCAUUUGCCUCUACUACAGCACCUACUGGUAGAAGCACAACAACUGCCUCUAAUACAGCACCUAUGGGUACAAGCAUGGGUACAAGCACUACAAUAACCACCUCUACUACAGCAUCAAUGACUGCCUCUACUACAGAACCUACAAGUACAAGAACUACAACAACCACCUCUUCUGCAGCAUCCAUGAGUACAAGUGCUAAAACAACUGCCUCCACUACAGCAUCUACAAGUACCAGCGCUAUAUCAACUGCCUCUACUACAGCACCUACAGGUACAGGCACUACAACGACUGCCUCUACUAUAGCACCUACAAGUACAAACACUAUAUCAACUGCCCCUACUACAGCACCUACAAAUACAAGCACUAUAUUAACUGCCCCUACAACAGCACCUACAAAUGCAAGCACUAUAUCAACUGCCUCUACUACAGAACAUACAGGUACAAGCACAACAAUGACUGCGUCUACUACAGCACCUACAAAUACAAGCACUAUAUCAACUGCCUCUACUAGAGCACCUACAAAUACAAGCACUAUAUCAACUGCCUCUACUACAGCACCUACAGGUACAAGCACUACAACAACUGCCUCUACUACAGUACCUACAAGUACAAGCACUAUAUCAACUGCCUCUACUACAGCAACUACAAAUACAAGCACUAUAUCAACUGCCUCCACUACAGCACCUACAGGAAAAAGCACUACAACAACUGCCUCUACUACAGUACCUACAAGUACAAGCACUAUAUCAACUGCCUCUACUACAGCAACUACAAAUACAAGCACUAUAUCAACUACCCCUACUACAGCACCUACAAAUACAAGCACUAUAUCAACUGCCCCUAUUACACCACCUACAAAUACAAGCACUAUAUCAACUGCCUCUACUACAGAACAUACAGGUACAAGCACUACCAUGACUGCCUCUACUACAGCACCUACAAAUACAAGCACUAUAUCAACUGCCUCUACUACAGCACCUACAAGUACAAGCACUAUAUCAACGGCCCCUACUACAGCACCUACAAAUACAAACACUAUAUCAACUGCCUCUACUACAGCACCUACGGGUACAAGCACUACAAUUACUGCCUCUACUACAGCACCUACAAAUACCAGUGCUACAAUAACCACCUCGACUACAGCAUCCAUGAAUACAAGUGCUAAAACAACUGCCUCCAUUACAACAUCUACAAGUACCAGCCCAAUAUCAACUGCCUCUAAUACAGCACCUACAAGUACAAACACUACAGUGACUGUCUCUACUACAGAACCUAUGAGUACAAGCACUACUGCAUCCAUGAGUACAAGUGCUAACACAACUGCCUCUAGUACAGCACCUUUCAGUACAAGCGCUAUAUCAACUGCCUUUAUUACAGCACUUACGGGUACAAGCACUACAACAACUUCCUCUGGUACAGCAUCUACAAGUACCAGCGCUAUAUCAACUGCCUCUACUACAGCACCUAUGAGUAUAAGCGCUACAACAACAACCUCUAUUACAGCAUCCAUGAGUACAAGCACUAUAUCAACUGCCUUUACUACUGCCCCUACAAGUACAAGCAAUACAACGACUGCCUCUACUACAGCACCUAAGAGUACAAGCACUGCAAACACUGCCUCUAGUACAGCACCUAUGAGUAUAAGCGCAACAACAACCACCUCUAGCACAGCAUCUUUGAGUACAAGCAGUACAUCAACUGCCCCUACUACAGCACCGACAGGUACAAACGCUACAACUGCCUCUAGUACAUCACCUACAGCUACAAACACUAAAACUGCCUCUACUACAGCACCUACAGCUACAAACGCUACAACUGCCUCUAGUAUAGCACCUACAUCUACAAACGCUACAACUGGCUCUAGUACAGCACCUACAACUACAAACGCUACAACUGCCUCUAGUAUAGCACCUACAUCUACAAACGCUACAACUGGCUCUAGUACAGCACCUACAAGUACAAGUGCUACAGCAACUGGCUCUAGUACAGCACCUACAGGUACAAAGGCUACAACCGCCUCUAGUACAGCACCUACAGCUACAAACGCUACAACUGCUUCUACUACAGCACCUACAGCUACAAACGCUACAACUGCCUCUAAUACAGCACCUACAGGUACAAACGCUACAACUGCCUCUACUACAGCACCUACAGGUACAAACGCUACAACUGCCUCUAGUACAGCUCCUACAGCUACAAAUGCUACAACUACCUCUAGUACAGCACCUACAGGUACAAACGCUACAACUGCCUCUACUACAGCACCUACAAGUACAAGUGCUACAACAACUGCCUCUACUACAGCACCUACAAGUACAAGUGCUACAACAACUGCCUCUACUACAGCACCUACAGUUACAAACACUACAUCAAGCACCAUAGAGGUCAGUAGCACAACAGUAAAGAUAUCUGAGAAACCUCUUCCAGUAUGCCAAAAUGGAGGUACCUAUGUUGAAGGCAAAUGUGUUUGUUUAGAAAAUUUUCAAGGAGAUCUUUGUGAAUUUGUAAAAAACAUUAUAGCUGUUGAGAAAACCACCACUGCUGUUUUGAAUGUAGACCUAACCUUCACCAAGAUGAAUUUUACUGAAAAUCUGGCAAAUAACGAAACCGUGGAAUAUAAAGCAUUUGAAAAGGACUUCAAAAAAAAUGGGGGACCUCCGCUUUAA
This is a messenger RNA of Rana temporaria (common frog), 5247 nucleotides long. RefSeq names its product mucin-2-like. Lineage: Eukaryota; Metazoa; Chordata; Amphibia; Anura; Ranidae. The coding region runs from base 1 to 5247 and encodes 1748 amino acids. The transcript has 5 exons. The record is from RefSeq and is a predicted model, not a curated record.